Aspergillus udagawae is the source of this 1593-nucleotide messenger RNA. Its product is annotated as cytochrome P450. The record is from RefSeq and is a predicted model, not a curated record. The coding region runs from base 1 to 1593 and encodes 530 amino acids. Gene Ontology annotation, molecular function: heme binding; oxidoreductase activity, acting on paired donors, with incorporation or reduction of molecular oxygen; iron ion binding. Lineage: Eukaryota; Fungi; Ascomycota; Eurotiomycetes; Eurotiales; Aspergillaceae. The transcript has 5 exons.
AUGUUGGAUUCGGCGUCUUUCGAAAUCUUUAACGCUCUUACAGAGUACCUGCCAUGGAUCGUGGCGGGAGGACUCAUCCUUUACCUCGUCUCAACUUAUACUAGGCUACGCCGUAUCCCCGGACCAUUCUUUGCCUCGAUUUCCAAUAUUCCACGCUUCUACUGGGUUUGGAGUAGGCGGGCACAUGAUAUCCAUAUUGAACUGCACCGGAAAUAUGGCAAGUUAGUGCGUUUUGGGCCGAAUAUGGUUUCAGUCGGGGAUCCCAAGGAGGUACCCGCCAUCUACGGAUUCAGCGGAAAGUACAAGAAAGUACUGUCAAAAUACAACUUCGUUAACCCCAAUGAAGGAGCUGACCAGGAGCAGUCCAAAUUCUACCAAGUCAUUCUCCCCAUGUCUAAAGGAAAGAUCCUCCCCGGACUCUUCGCCACGCAAGAUGAGGACAUCCACCGCAUGCUCAAGAAGCCCAUUGCCAGUAUCUAUUCGAUGAGCAACCUCGUCUCGUUCGAGCCAUUCGUCGACCAGACCAUCCACUGUUUUUUUGACCAGUUAGACACCCGAUUCGCUAACCAUGGCCGACCCCUAGACUUUGGGAUAUGGUUGCAAAUGUUCGCCUUCGAUGUCAUAGGGGAGAUCACAUUCUCUCAGCGACUGGGUUUCCUCGAGAAGGGAGAGGAUAUCGAUAACAUCAUGGGCGAUAUCUGGAAGUAUUUCCAGUAUGUGGCGCCGGUGGGCCAAAUGCCGUGGAUCGAUGAACUCUGGGUUAAGAACCCGUGGAUUUCUCGACUGCGCAAAGCCUCAUGGUCUGCGAUGGGUGACUUUGCCGUAACCAGACAGAAUGAGCGGAUGAAGUUGAUGAACAAUCCAUCAGAGGAGGCGAAGAAUCUGAAUGACCGAGACUUCUUGUCCCGAUUUAUUGAGGCGAUGGCGAAGGACAAAAGUGUGCCGCAGUGGGCACUCCUGGCAUGGACGCAGUCGAAUAUAACCGCUGGCAGUGAUACAACAGCUAUCAUGCUCCGAACCAUCUUCUAUAACCUGCUUCAACACCCAGAGACCAUGGCCAAACUGAUGGAUGAAUUGCGAACAGCGGCCAAAGUAGGAUCCAUCUCCGCAAUCGUAACAUGGAAACAAAGCCGACAACUUGCGUAUCUCGACGCUUGUAUCAAAGAGGCGGGCAGAAUACAUCCGCCCUUUGGUCUUCCUUUGGAAAGGGUUGUCCCAGAGGGAGGAGUGGAAGUAUGCGGUGAAUUCCUGCCAGAGGGAACGAUUGUUGGUAUGAAUGCGUGGGUGGUGCACCGGGACGAAGAAACCUUCGGUCCAGACGCUGACUCUUGGCAACCUGAACGAUGGCUGGGGAAGGAUGAGGCUGCUGUGAAGAAGAUGGAGAAUAGCUUGUUGACGUUUGGUCACGGCCAUCGAUCGUGCAUUGGGAAGAAUAUCUCGCAUUUGGAGGUUUAUAAGCUGGUGCCGACGUUGCUACAAGCUUAUGAGAUUGGGCUUGAGAAUCCUGGUAGCCAGUGGAGAGUGGAGAACCGAUGGUUUGUGCCACAGUUUGACUUUCAUGUCGUUAUGAAGAGGAGGAGCCAGUGGCCGUAG